Sorghum bicolor (sorghum) is the source of this 2949-nucleotide messenger RNA. RefSeq names its product monosaccharide-sensing protein 2. The transcript has 6 exons. Lineage: Eukaryota; Viridiplantae; Streptophyta; Magnoliopsida; Poales; Poaceae. Gene Ontology annotation, cellular component: membrane. Bases 302 to 2524 code for a protein of 740 amino acids. Gene Ontology annotation, molecular function: myo-inositol:proton symporter activity. Gene Ontology annotation, biological process: transmembrane transport. The record is from RefSeq and is a predicted model, not a curated record.
CCCACCCAGCACUCCUCGCUCUCAUCUCACCCCAACCCCCUCCACCACCCCGGCCUACUGCCUCCGCAGACUGCAGGCGGCAGCUCUGCUCUGCCCUGCCCUGCCCUGCCCCCCGCGCUCUCCAAUCCCAACGCGCGGCGCAAAGAAAAGCUCGGGGCUUUGCCAAAAUUCACCGCAGCACUUACUCCUGUCUGGCCACCUCACCACCCGCCGCCGCCGCUGUUUAAGAAGGCCCCGCGCCCGAUCGAGGAUCACGAAUCUUGGCCGCCGCCGCCGGAGUGAGGCGUAGAUUUCGGCGGCCAUGGGGGGCGCCGUGUUGGUCGCCAUCGCGGCCUCUAUCGGCAACUUGCUGCAGGGCUGGGACAAUGCGACAAUUGCUGGAGCGGUCUUGUACAUAAAGAAGGAAUUCAACUUGCAGAGCGAGCCCCUAAUUGAGGGCCUCAUCGUGGCCAUGUCCCUCAUUGGGGCAACAGUCAUCACGACGUUCUCUGGGGCAGUGGCCGACUCUGUUGGUAGGAGGCCCAUGCUGAUCGCCUCGGCUAUCCUCUACUUUGUUAGUGGGCUGGUGAUGCUCUGGGCGCCAAAUGUGUAUGUCUUGCUCCUUGCAAGGCUUAUCGAUGGGUUUGGUAUUGGGUUGGCCGUCACACUUGUUCCUUUGUACAUUUCUGAGACUGCGCCGACGGAUAUUCGAGGGCUGUUGAACACACUACCGCAGUUCAGUGGUUCAGGAGGGAUGUUCCUUUCCUACUGUAUGGUGUUUGGAAUGUCCCUCAUGCCCACACCUGAUUGGAGGCUCAUGCUUGGAGUUCUGUCGAUCCCAUCACUUAUUUACUUUGGAUUGACUAUCUUCUACUUGCCUGAAUCACCAAGGUGGCUCGUGAGUAAAGGAAGGAUGGCUGAGGCAAAGCGAGUGUUGCAAAGGCUGCGGGGAAGGGAAGAUGUCUCAGGGGAAAUGGCUCUUCUAGUUGAAGGUUUGGGGGUUGGGAAAGAUACACGUAUUGAAGAAUACAUAAUUGGCCCUGAUGACGAGCUUGCUGAUGAAGGGCUGGCUCCCGAUCCAGAGAAGAUCAAAUUAUAUGGACCUGAAGAAGGUCUAUCUUGGGUUGCCCGACCUGUUCGGGGACAAAGUGCUCUUGGAAGCGCAUUAGGUCUCAUCUCUCGUCAUGGGAGUAUGGCUAGUCAGGGUAAGCCCCUCGUGGAUCCUGUGGUCACUCUUUUCGGAAGUGUUCAUGAAAAGAUGCCUGAGAUAAUGGGGAGCAUGAGGAGCACAUUGUUUCCCAACUUUGGCAGCAUGUUUAGUGUUGCCGAACAGCAGCAGGUGAAGGCUGACUGGGAUGCCGAGAGUCAAAGGGAGGGUGACGAUUAUGCUUCAGAUCAUGGUGGCGAUGACAUUGAGGAUAACCUCCAAAGCCCACUUAUUUCUCGUCAAGCAACAAGUGUGGAAGGAAAGGAGAUUGCUGCACCUCAUGGUAGCAUAAUGGGUGCUGUGGGAAGAAGCAGUAGCCUGCAGGGAGGGGAGGCAGUAAGCAGCAUGGGCAUUGGUGGAGGAUGGCAGUUGGCGUGGAAAUGGACUGAGAGAGAGGGCGAAGAUGGGGAAAAGGAAGGUGGCUUCCAGCGUAUUUAUUUGCAUGAGGAGGGCGUACAAGGCAGGGGUUCUAUAUUGUCAUUACCAGGAGGGGAUGUUCCUCCUGGUGGUGAGUUCGUCCAGGCUGCAGCUCUUGUGAGUCAACCAGCUCUUUACUCAAAGGAACUGCUGGAGCAACGUGCUGCUGGUCCUGCGAUGAUGCAUCCAUCUGAGGCAGUUGCUAAAGGUCCAAGAUGGGCUGACCUGUUUGAGCCUGGAGUGAAGCAUGCACUGUUUGUUGGCAUAGGAAUACAGAUCCUGCAACAGUUUGCUGGCAUCAAUGGUGUUCUCUACUACACUCCUCAAAUUCUUGAGCAAGCAGGUGUUGGUGUUCUUCUGUCGAACAUUGGCCUUAGCGCAUCUUCUGCAUCAAUUCUUAUUAGUGCCUUGACAACCUUAUUGAUGCUUCCAAGCAUUGGUAUUGCAAUGAGGCUCAUGGAUAUGUCUGGAAGGAGGUUUCUUCUCCUUGCGACAAUCCCUAUCUUGAUAGUUGCCCUAGCUAUCUUGGUCGUGGUCAAUAUUGUGGAUGUGGGAACCAUGGUGCAUGCUGCACUCUCCACGAUUAGUGUCAUAGUCUAUUUCUGCUUCUUUGUCAUGGGGUUUGGGCCUAUUCCCAACAUUCUCUGUGCAGAGAUCUUUCCCACCACCGUCCGCGGCAUCUGCAUAGCCAUCUGCGCCUUAACCUUCUGGAUUGGUGACAUUAUCGUGACAUACACACUUCCUGUGAUGCUGAAUGCCAUCGGGCUCGCUGGUGUCUUUGGGAUAUACGCCGUCGUUUGCAUCCUGGCUCUUGUAUUUGUAUUCAUCAAGGUGCCAGAGACAAAGGGCAUGCCUCUCGAGGUCAUCACUGAGUUCUUCUCCGUUGGAGCAAAGCAAGCCAAGGAAGCCAGGGAAGAUUAAUCACCCAGACCCAGAUAUCAGCAUCGCUUGCGGACUUGCGGUAAUUUUGUGGUUUGCAUACUUCGCUGUGGUUGAAUCCUGUGAUGUCUUGUGAAAGAAACUUGACCGACGAAGUGGGGACCGGGGGACCGCAGGGCACCUAAAGAGAUGAUUUGGCUGUACAUUGUGAGGCUUGAUUCUGUCAUAGACUGGCCUUCAGAACUAGGAAGGAUGUGUAGAUCAUCAUCUGUUAUUUUUUUUUGCUUGGAGACUUUGUGCUUGUGUUCGUUGGUUUUUUUUUUGGGGGCCUAUGUAACUAGUGGUGUAUGACAGUUAUGCUAUUGGUUUCUUUGUGUUGUCAACUUCAUCUCUGUCAGUACUGUAUUUGCGCAGCGAGUGCGUGGAAAUCCUGUUGUUGGCAGAAUGCUAGUGCAGUUGUGUUUUCA